ACGCUAUACUUGUUGGAGGAGAGAGAGCGCUCAGUCCCAUUGCUCUUCCUUUCUUCUUCUCUUUAUCAGUCUUGAAACCUAGGGUUUAAAGUUAAGAUCCAAGGCCAGGAGAAAGGAUGAAAACGGAAGGACUUCCUUCAAGCACUUCAUAUUAUGAUGAUGAAAAAAGGGAUUUGGAACACUUGCUUGAAGCCUUUGGCUCCAUGGUUUCGCUGGAGGACAUUGCCUCCGCUUAUUGUCAAGCAAGACGCAAUGUAUACACGGCUGGCGAAAUACUUUGUAAUAUGCAGGAAAGCAAUUCUAAUUUUCCAUCCAAGAAUGAAUUGGAGGGUUUAAGUGCGUCUUCGGAAGAGUCAUCUGACAAUAUCUUGGACAGGCCAAAAUUUGCAGAAAGAAGUUCUAUGGAAUCAAAGCCAAAAAAAUGUUCAGUAUCAAUGGGUACUGUUGCAAAUGUGAUUGGAAAGGAGUAUGCUAUGCCCAAGCCUAUGGAAAAUGAAUCGUAUGCAGUGAACAAACCGUUGAAGUUAAAUUCAGAGGAUUUGCCCAUCUCUGAGAUUUGGGAUGAAAAAAUUCCACCAUAUAUUGCAGCUAGGGAUGAAACUAUGCACAAGGAUGUUGAGAAAUUUCUGUUUGCAAUGCUUGGAGAUGGCUUUCAACUUGGCAUGGAUGUAAUUCGAGAAGUCCUUGGGGUAUGCGGGUAUGAUGUAAAAAAGAGCAUGGAGAAACUUCUCGAUCUAACAGCAUCCUCUUUGGAGAAGAGUGAAGAUGUUCUAAGCAUAGCUGCUCAAAAACCUAUGGAGAAAUGUUCAGACCUGGAAUCUCCUUUAUGUCAAGAAAAAUCGGAGCAUGUAAAUUCGGCUCGAAGUGGUAAAUCUAGAUUUAUCACUAGAAAUGAUUUGGAAUCACCUAAAAGAGACAAAAACCGGUAUGACCUCCAGAGGGAAAUUUUAGAAGCCUUGUUUACUGUUCCUGAAAGAGUUGAAAAAGCACCAAGAUUAACUCGCAACGUAAAAGAAGUGAGGAGAUCAAGAGCAUUCGGUCAAGUUGUAGUUCAACCUUUUAAAGACGAUACUACAGAGCAUAUAAUUGCCAAUCCAGAACCCCAUAUUAGUGAGGAUGAUAAAGAGGAUGGUUAUCAGGCGCUACGCAAAGCUGCUAAAGAGUAUUGGAUUACAAUGAAAGAAUACUAUAAAGCUGCUGUUGACGCAUUUGCUGAAGAUCAUGGACGAGCAUACAAACUUCUAGAAGAGGGAAAUUUUUUUAAGGAGAAGGCCCGAGAAGCAAAUGAAAAUUCUACCCAAAAACUUCUGGAGACCAAAGAUAAUGCGGAGGACAUACCUCUAGAUCUGCAUGACCAUGAGCCAAGGGAAGCAAUACGUCUUCUAAGGCUUCAUCUAACCUCACUUUGCGGCAUCCCAUCUUUUCAGCAUCUUAGAGUCAUUGUUGGGACCAAUGCUGAAGAUGCCAAAAGACAGGCCCGGAAACGACUGGUUUUGAAGCUUCUGGAGAGAGAAUCCAUUAAAUGGACCGAGGAAGAGGCUGGUUGGGUAAUUGUGAUCCGAAUAGAUGAAAUCAACCCAAAACGUUUGAGCUUUGCUAAAAAGGAGUAACAGAUUACCUGGGAUGAGGUUAUUAAGAAUGACUUUAAAAAGUUAAAUAUAGUAGGUGAAAUGGCGUGUAAAUAAAAAAUCUUGGAGAGAGAAUUAAGGCAAGGAUGAUGAUGAUCAGUGUUGAUUACCUAGUGAGCUGGUAAAAAUUGUUUGAAGUUUUUUUGAGUUGUUCGCAGCUUGGGUUGCAAUACUUUUGAACCUAUAUUAAUUGUUUUUAUUCAUGUUGACAUACAUUCAGAGGAACAAAA
Messenger RNA from Cornus florida, 1858 nucleotides. RefSeq names its product putative nuclear RNA export factor SDE5. The transcript is spliced from 12 exons. NCBI's taxonomy places the organism in Eukaryota, Viridiplantae, Streptophyta, Magnoliopsida, Cornales, Cornaceae. The coding region runs from base 117 to 1610 and encodes 497 amino acids. The record is from RefSeq and is a predicted model, not a curated record.